CCUGUUCUCCAAGGGACUGGUGCAGGCCAUAGCAAAGGCAUUCUGGGCAGCUGGGUGAAGGCAGAGAGGCCUUCCUGCUUUAUGUUCAGGUUUCUGGAAGUGUCUUCUUGCUCCUAUCUGCUUUCCUCUUCUGCAGACCUUCUGUUGUUCUUCCUAAGCGGGUAGCCACGGUGGGGAGCUGUGGCCUGUGGGCCCCACGGAGAUGUUCAGUGCUUGGGAUCGCCGGGACCGGCCCCCCGAGGAGGGGACAGCUGCAGGGCUUCAAGGCUUCGCUGUGGACAAGACCUUCCUCUCUUCCCUCAAAGGCAUCCUGCUGGAAACAGAGCUGGCCCUGACCUUCAUCAUUUUCAUCUGCUUCACGGCCUCCAUUUCUGCCUAUAUGGCUGCGGCACUGUUGGAGUUCUUCAUUACACUCGCCUUUCUCUUCCUCUAUGCCACCCAGUACUACCAGCGCUUCGAUCGGCUUAACUGGCCUUGCCUGGACUUCCUCCGCUGUGUUAGCGCCACCAUCAUCUUCCUGGUGGUCUCCUUUGCUGCUGUGACCUCCCGGGAGGGAGCUGCCAUUGCUGCUUUUGUGUUUGGCAUCAUCCUGGUUUCUGUCUUUAUCUAUGAUGCCUUCAAGAUAUAUCAGAAUGAAAUGGCACCCAGGGCCACCCAGGGGGACCAGCAGUGACUCUGAGGCUACUUGACUUCCAGGCCCAGUCAGACACAGGGGACCGCUAAGCCUAGACACAGUUCCUUGUCUUCAUGGACCACCCUGCCAACGGUCCCGCCCCCCAACGUCACUGAGGAUCAGCUGUGGAUCCUGCUGCUUUGGGGUCUGGCCCCUG
This is a messenger RNA of Octodon degus (degu), 830 nucleotides long. RefSeq names its product CKLF like MARVEL transmembrane domain containing 5 (gene Cmtm5). The record is from RefSeq and is a predicted model, not a curated record. The coding region runs from base 203 to 673 and encodes 156 amino acids. Lineage: Eukaryota; Metazoa; Chordata; Mammalia; Rodentia; Octodontidae. Gene Ontology annotation, cellular component: membrane. The transcript has 5 exons.